Colletotrichum spaethianum is the source of this 1050-nucleotide messenger RNA. RefSeq names its product peroxisome biogenesis factor 10. Bases 1 to 1050 code for a protein of 349 amino acids. Gene Ontology annotation, molecular function: zinc ion binding. The transcript is spliced from 2 exons. Gene Ontology annotation, biological process: protein import into peroxisome matrix. The record is from RefSeq and is a predicted model, not a curated record. Gene Ontology annotation, cellular component: peroxisomal membrane. Lineage: Eukaryota; Fungi; Ascomycota; Sordariomycetes; Glomerellales; Glomerellaceae.
AUGACCUCGGAAUCAUCACCAUCGCCAUCACAACCCCCUCAUCCUCUUCGCAACACCCGACCCUCCCCUCCUCGCCGUACCCCUACGCCUCCGCCCCGGACAUCAUCCGCGCCCACCAAAAGGAUGCGCGAGGAGUACUGCGACCUCGUCCAGCUCCACGUCGGCACCGACCCGGGGUCCGACGACCCCGCGGGCGCCCUCCCGACGCUGCCCCGCCGCGCCUCCUACAUCGCGACCUCGGUCCUCCUCCCCUACCUCCUCGGCCGCCUCCUCCCCUCCGUCCGCGCCCGCCUGCGCUCCUCCCUCGAGCGCACCCUCUCCGCGACGACGACGAAGAAACCCGGUAGCGCCUCGGCCACGCGCAAGAUCCUGGCCGAGUACCUCCUCGCGAACCUGCCCUCCCUCACCUCCGCUGCGCCCCUCCACGCCGCCACCCUCGCCGUCUUCUACUUCACCGGCACCUACUACGAGCUCGCCAAGCGCGUCCUCGGCCUGCGCUACGUCUUCACCCGCCGCGUCCCCGACACCCCGGACCGCGCGGGCUACGAGGUCCUCGGCGUCCUGCUCGUCGCCCAGCUCGCCGUCCAGUCCUACCUGCACAUCCGCUCCACCAUCUCCGACCUCUCGGCCCAGGCCUCCGCCGCCCGCGCCGCCCGCGAACGCGCCGGCCCGGCUCACCACGUCGACGUCUCCCUCGACGCAAACGCCUACGCCGCCAACACCUCCGUCCUACUCGCCUCGGAGGCGGCGCCCGCCGGCGCGGGGACCAGCAAGGUCGACAUCGCCGCCGUGACGCACACCCCCGUCCUCGCCGAGGCCGCCGGCGCGAGGUUCGACCUCGAGGACGAAAAGGUCAUGGCCUACAUCGCGGGCUCCGCGCAGCGGAAGUGCACGCUGUGCCUGGAGGAGCUCAAGGACCCGUCGGCGACGCAGUGCGGCCACGUCUUCUGCUGGACGUGCAUCGGGGACUGGGUGCGCGAGAAGCCCGAGUGUCCGCUCUGCAGAAGGGAGGCCAUGGUGCAGCACAUCCUGCCGUUGCGGGUUGCGUAA